Molecule: messenger RNA, 1931 nt
Organism: Paraphaeosphaeria sporulosa
Lineage: Eukaryota; Fungi; Ascomycota; Dothideomycetes; Pleosporales; Didymosphaeriaceae
Product: CenpB-DNA-bind-domain-containing protein
Exons: 3
Coding region: 114-1796 (560 amino acids)
Cellular component (GO): nucleus
Molecular function (GO): DNA binding
Source: RefSeq, a predicted model, not a curated record
CCCCAACGACAAGGCGCAGAUGCUUGCAGACCGACCCCGACUUAACAUCAACUAACACGGACGCUGCCGCUCUUGCGAGAUCGUAGCUUCCGUCCUCGUGCCAUCAAGCCUCCAUGAGCCAGCUGCAGAUGGACCACGAGCACCACCACCAGGACUCGUAUGAGGACCAACAUGCGACUUGGGCCCACGCCAGUCACUACGACCCUAAUCAUCAAACGUCGGUGCAAGACUUCAACCACUUCAGCUAUGGCCCGAUUCCGAUGGAGCCCAUCUACACCAACGCGAUGCAGCCUCCGCCGCAGCAUCGGACAGCACACUCGCAGCUGCAUCCUCUGAUCAUGCCCCAAGUCACUCAAUGGCCGAGCAUGAUGACCAGCCAGUCUACCUACGUACCGCCCAUCUUCCCUUCAGCGCCGAUCCCAAUCACGCCAGUGUCCGCUACGCCGGUGUCAGCGACUUCAACGCACUCUGGCCGCACAUCAAGCACUCCGCGCAAGACUCUCACGGACGCUGACCGCCGGAGAAUGUGCCAAUACCACGAGGACCAUCCCACCGUUAAGCAAACCGAGAUCGGAGCAAUGUUUGGUGUAGAACGAAGUACCGUAUCCAAAGUGCUGCGCCAGAAGGAGAAAUAUCUCUACCAGGACGAUGGAAGCCGUUCACCCAUAAAAAGGUCGAAAGGCAAGUUCCCCGAUAUCGAGCGAGCACUGGCCAACUGGGCGCGAAACCAUCAGCGACAAGGUCUUCCUCUCACGGACACCAUCAUCCGAGAGAAGGCAAAGUUCUUCGCAACAACUGUGGGCAACAACGACAGCCACUUGAAAGCGAGCAGCACCAGCUGGCUUGAAAAGUUCAAGCAGAAGAACAACCUGCUAGGCUCAAAAUCUAGGAAGGGAUCCAUCGCUGAAGAGUCGGAGGGCUCGAAUCCGCCUUCGAAUGUCCACACUCCUGGUGGCAUCUCGCCUACCUCACCGAGCGGGGUAUCGCCCUCUCCACUGACGGUUUCGGCAAAGCCCAGCAAGGAGGAGCUCAAGACCGAGAGUCCGGAGGUGCACGACUUCGCAAACCACCGCCGCCCGUUCCACUCGCAGAGCAACACGUCUCUGUCAAGCGUCUUCACUGAUACUGCGCCCUCCUCGUUCUCAGCCGGUCCAACCAGCCCGACCUCCCUGUCAUCGCCUUUCUUUACACCAGACUCAGCAUGCGGACCCAACCCCUUUACUCUCAACCAGCAAGCCAGGGGCCAGCCGGGCAGUAGCAACUUCCAGCGACCACGAAGUCAGACGUUUCCGAUGCUAGUCGGUGUCGAACAGUACAUGUCACCGCCGCCAUCAUCAGAGGCGCUGACUCCUAAGUUCUUAAAUUCGACGGCGCUAGACUCUCCCAUGGACGAGUUCCAGCCAUCUCUGGCAGCGAUGGAAGACGCUAUGCAGGCUUCACCAACGACAGUCACGAACUCCAUGCAACCACCACCAUUGCCCAACGGCCUGACAACGAUACCAUCAGUCACGAACAUGCACCAGCCGAGCGUGUUGCAAAGCGUGGCAGAAGAUACGACACCUGGUUCGCCGUCACAAGAGGAGGCUGCGCGUGCCCUGGAGCUGGUUUGGACCUUUUUCCAGCAACAGCAUGAGGACUUCGUUGUGGAACCCCAGGAGUACGUCACCAUCGGCAAGCUCAUGGAGAAGCUCAAGAUCAAGCGCAGCUCGGAAAGCCUGCCAUCCGGAAUGCGCCGAACGUCGGAGCCCAAUUAUGGCACAGUCGAGAAGGUUGAGAGCAUCGACUCGUUACACUAGCGGUACCAUUACAAGCGUGGUGAUAUCCGUCCGGCCUUGUGAACGAUCGGAACAGGCGAUGUCGCACAAGUACCCGACCACGACAACUUACAUUCAUCGACACACUUCAAUCCGGCUUUAGGCCGGGGAAGCGCC